This is a messenger RNA of Vespula vulgaris, 1587 nucleotides long. RefSeq names its product phospholipase B1, membrane-associated-like. Bases 119 to 1387 code for a protein of 422 amino acids. Gene Ontology annotation, biological process: phospholipid metabolic process. The transcript is spliced from 7 exons. Gene Ontology annotation, molecular function: glycerophospholipase activity. The record is from RefSeq and is a predicted model, not a curated record. Lineage: Eukaryota; Metazoa; Arthropoda; Insecta; Hymenoptera; Vespidae.
AAUAUUUUCAUCAGAUAGUUAAAUACUUCUCUCAGGAGAGGACAACAAGUCAUUUGACACAUUAUUAUCUGUAAUCGUGCAUCGACUAAAUCAAUUCUUGUUCCCUUAUAAUUUUGAAAUGAUUAGCCAACCUUUGUGUACCCUUUUCUUCUAUCUUGUCUGUUAUGAAUCAUACACCUCGGUAUCGUCGCAAAAGACUUUUCUGGACAAUCCAUUGAAUCUUCAACUUUAUCGGACAAUUCGUCGUGGAAUUUACGACAUCUUUGGUCGUACGAGUACCUCGGAAAGAGCUCUGCGAAGGGCCAAAAAUUUAUAUAAAAUACAGGAACCAAUUCCACAAAACGUUUCUUUUCCAUGCGAUGUCAAAGGCUGGAGAUCGAGUGAAACGCCAACGAGUGUUCACCGUUUGAAACCAGGUGACAUAGAUAUCAUUGCAUCAAUGGGCGAUUCAUUGUCAGCUGGAACAGGAAUUUUUGCAGAGUCUCUUUUACAUCUUUUUAUUGAUAACAGAGGAGUUUCUGCAGCUGGUGGUGGUCAAAAUACAUGGAGAGAGUAUAUGACCCUGCCUAAUAUACUCAAGGAAUUCAAUCCGAAUUUAUAUGGUUACUCUUCAGGAGAUUACUCCACAUUAGAGAAAGGAUCGAAAUUCAAUGUUGCCGAAGCCGGCGCUGUAUCAAGCGAUAUGCCUUAUAUGGCAACGAUACUUACAAAGAGAAUGAAAAAUGAUCCUAAAGUGAAUAUGCAAAAGCAUUGGAAGCAUAUCUCUUUGAUGAUAGGUUCCAACGAUUUUUGUUUGUUUCUUUGCACGAACCCUUCGUUAACGGAAACGUUGCAAAAUCACGAACGGGAUAUCGUUGAAACUUUAAGAAUACUUCGUGACAAUAUACCAAGAGUAUUCGUAUCUCUUAUUCCUCCGCCACAAUUGAAAGUACUCGUGAAAAAUCGUAUCGAAGGAAAACCGUCCAUUUGGUGCGAUAUAUUAACAGACCUAGAAUGUCCUUGUUUGUUUGGUUUAAGAUAUCGUGACAAAAUACAAGAAUAUUAUGAUGCUAUAAGAAGAUGGCAAGAUAUUGAUAUCAAGAUAAGCAACUAUUCCGAGUUUCAAAAAGAUGAUUUCGUGGUGGUAGCACAACCAAUCUUGACAAAGCUUGAUAUAUUCAUAAAUAAUAAUUACCUCGAUGAAACUUAUCUAACUAUUGAUUGUUUCCACAUCUCGCAAAAAGCGAAUUCUUUAUAUGCUAAUGCUCUUUGGAAUAGUUUGCUUCUACCUUACGAGGAGAAACCAACUACUAUUGAACCGAAUUUGUUUAGUAUACUUUGUCCUACUAAGAAACGUCCUUAUUUAGUUACUUAUGCUAAUACAAAAUUCACUGAAAAUUCCGAUUAAAAAAUAUACGAUAGUAAUUAAAUAACAUUAAGCUCAUAAACUUUCUUACCAAAAAAUAUUUACUUCCGAUGAUAUUCAAUCGUAUUGUUUUGUUGAUUCAGAUUUAUUCGAAGUGCCAUAAUCUUUAAUAACGAUCUCAUUAUCAUUGUAGAAAAUGUAAUAUAUAUUACUGCUAAGUCAAAUAAAAGAGUUUAAUUAUA